Molecule: messenger RNA, 618 nt
Organism: Periconia digitata
Lineage: Eukaryota; Fungi; Ascomycota; Dothideomycetes; Pleosporales; Periconiaceae
Source: the annotation of a GenBank genome assembly
AUGGUAUCAAACAAUCUUGUUGUUCAUGUCCUCUCAAGGUUAAUUACCUCGAAUGCGGUACGCAUGCCUGCCAUUGACAACCUCCACUCAUCGCCGCCAUCGCCGUCAAUCGGAACAGCAAUUGACAAGAUGAACCUUACACAAGAGACAUCUUCAUCUGGUCAAUACUGGACUUCAUCCUCCCCGCCCGGUUUGCCCUUCACCUCGGCCUCUGAUUCCAACUCUUGCAUUCCCUCUCGCCCGCUUUCUCCUCAUGGUGUCUUUCCCUUCCUUACCUACCCACAUAAUACAUCCAAGCUGACCUCACCGCCCCCACUUAGACACACACCCACAGAUACAGGUGGAAAAAAAGAACAAGCAACGUUGUUGAUUUCCGCUUUCCGUUGUCUCUCCCGGAGGCCGAGUCGGAAAUUCUCCUGUCACCACCAGUUCCUUCUCACAAACCCGACCUCCUUCUUUCUUCUCCAUUCCCUGUCAAUUGCUGCUGGCUGGCUCUUUCUUCUGUUUGGAUCCAGCAUGUUUGGUCCGUUGAAAAGGACUCCAGGACGCAACCAUUCAACUCCACCGACCGGCAGUCCGGAGACAAGAACCCCCCUUCCCCUCCCCAUCCCCGGGUGA